This is a messenger RNA of Cetraspora pellucida, 258 nucleotides long. The record is from the annotation of a GenBank genome assembly. NCBI's taxonomy places the organism in Eukaryota, Fungi, Glomeromycota, Glomeromycetes, Diversisporales, Gigasporaceae.
AUGUUUGACAGACUUAUCUAUAAGGAUGAAGACUUGAACAAGGCAGAGAGCCUUACUAUUUAUUUGAUAAAUAUUGAUGAACUCUCUACUGAGGUACAAGAUGAAUCAACUGUGAUUAAACAAUUAGAGAAAUUUAUACAGACUAACUUUCUAGAUAAAGAAGAAAGAAAAAAGAAAUUAGAAUUUUUUAGAAAAAAGGAAUUACUCUUUAUAAAUAAUAUACAAAAACUAGAAAAAACAAAUGUAAUUAUUUACUAA